UGGCGCUAACGUCACUGGCUGUGUGUGGACUACAUGUCCCGGCGUGCUCUGCGCGCUGUCUUAGUGACCUGUCAGUGAGGGUAGAUGCUAGAUUUAGAACCAACCGUCAGUGAGAGGCGGUAGAGGUGGGGAGCUGGGACUAGUGUGGCGGAGAGAGAGCGAUGGCUGAGCCCCGAGUCCGUAGAGGAUGCUGGGGACACUUCAAGAACCAUGGGGUAUAGACUGGAUCCGCAGAAGACAUGGGCACUUCAAGACUUUCAAAUGGUGUGACCUGGCUCCUCCCUCCACGCCCCUCCCCCAGACCCCAGCCUAAGGAACUGUGCCCAGGGAGACGGACAUUUCGAGGAAAGGAUUUAUUGUUAAACCACGUAUUUCUCCUGUCUUGUACAGUGCAAGACUAUGCGUGGGGCAAGCAUGGCAGUGAUAGUGAGGUGGCUUAUUUGUGGGCUAGUGGUGACUCUACGCGGCAGAUAAAGCCAGACAAGCCAUAUGCAGAGUUGUGGAUGGGAACUCACCCCAAAGGUGAUGCUCUAAUCAUAGACAAUCGUGUUACCCAGAAGACCCUGGGACAGUGGAUUACAGCUCAUCCAGAUUGUCUUGGGUCAAAAGUCAGAGAAGCUUUCCAGGAACAACUUCCUUUUCUGUUUAAAGUGCUAUCCGUUAGACUUGCACUAUCCAUCCAGGCUCAUCCAGACAAGGCGCUGGCUAAGAAGCUCCAUGCUCAGUUUCCACAGCAUUACCCUGAUGACAACCACAAACCAGAGAUGGCCAUAGCACUCACCCCCUUCCGGGGUCUUUGUGGAUUCAGGCCUAUAUCUGAGAUUGUAGGCUUCUUGCAGGCUGUUCCAGAGUUUCGUGCACUUAUUGGUGAGGAGGCUGCUCUGCAGUUGGAGUCUAGUGCAGCAGAUCCCUGUAAAGAGGUGGAGGAGCGGAAGGCACUACAGAGAUGCUUCACUUGUAUGAUGCAGAGCAGCAAGAAGGACUGUGCAGAACAGCUUAAUUUGUUGGUUCAGCGUGCAACUCAGCAAGUUCAGAAUGGAGGAGAUGUGUCUUACUGCAUUGGAGAUCUGCUCCUUACACUGCAUUCACAGUUCCCUGGAGAUAUUGGCUGUUUUGCCAUUUAUUUCCUCAAUGUAGUGACACUUGAACCUGGAGAAGCCAUGUACCUAGGAGCCAACGAGCCCCAUGCUUAUCUGGAGGGCGACUGCGUGGAAUGUAUGGCUUGUUCUGAUAACACUGUACGUGCUGGACUCACGCCUAAGUUUAUAGAUGUGGACACACUGUGUGAGAUGCUGACCUACAUAACAGCUCCAGCCUCUGCGAAACAUUUCACUCCUACACCAAUCAGCAGUGACCCCUAUGCUCUCCUCUACAACCCUCCCGUGCCUGAUUUUACAGUCAUUAAAAUUGAGGUACCCUCUACUGUAUCACAGUAUCAUGUGCCACCCAUAGAUUCUGCAAGUAUUCUGCUGCUGGUCAGAGGCCAGGCCUCAAGCCAAGGAUUGAAUGGAGGUUUAAGUCUUCAUCCAGGCGCUGUAGUCUUCAUCUCUGCUAAUGAAAGUUUAUCCCUGAAUGUGGACCCAUCCCACAAUCUCCUCUUGUUCAGGGCUUGCUGUUUGCUGUAAUACAGGAAAUUACUGUAUGUAGUAUGACUGUUACAUCAUCCUUUUAGCUCCAGUAUUAUGGUGUUAAGGAAAAUAUGAAAUGAGUUAUUUUAAAAUAAAUCUACUUUUUACAGCUGAAUAAAAGAGUACAACACUGUC
This is a messenger RNA of Pseudophryne corroboree (corroboree frog), 1763 nucleotides long. RefSeq names its product mannose phosphate isomerase (gene MPI). Lineage: Eukaryota; Metazoa; Chordata; Amphibia; Anura; Myobatrachidae. The coding region runs from base 240 to 1625 and encodes 461 amino acids. The transcript is spliced from 9 exons. Gene Ontology annotation, molecular function: mannose-6-phosphate isomerase activity; zinc ion binding. Gene Ontology annotation, biological process: GDP-mannose biosynthetic process; carbohydrate metabolic process. Gene Ontology annotation, cellular component: cytosol. The record is from RefSeq and is a predicted model, not a curated record.